UAGACUCUUCCACUGUCGCUUGUCCGUAUAGCGGCAUGAUAUAAACACAGUGAAUCCCAACCCUGUUCCUGGAGAUCAACCAUAACUGUUGCUUUUCAUUUCAAUCCUAAUUCGCCACACCUGAUUGUACUAAUUAGCAGCUCAACGGGAUGUCAAGCUGUUGAAUGAGGCGAGCUUUGUUAGGGUUGAAGUGAAAAUAUUCAGGACGGUUUACCUCCAGGAACACGGACGGUGUUCAUGUGUGGCCAUGUCAGGAAUCGCUCUCAGUAGACUGUCGCAAGAGCGCAAAGCCUGGAGAAAAGACCACCCAUUUGGUUUUGUUGCUGUUCCCACCAAGAACCCUGAUGGCACUCUCAACCUCAUGAACUGGGAAUGUGCUAUUCCAGGGAAAAAGGGGACCCUUUGGGAAGGAGGCCAGUAUAAACUGAGGAUGCUGUUUAAAGAUGACUACCCAUCCUCUCCUCCAAAAUGCAAGUUUGAACCACCCAUCUUUCACCCAAAUGUCUACCCAUCUGGCACCGUCUGUCUGUCCAUCCUGGAGGAAGAUAAGGACUGGAGGCCGGCCAUCACCAUCAAGCAGAUCUUGUUGGGUAUCCAGGAGCUUCUUAAUGAACCCAACAUACAGGAUCCUGCCCAAGCAGAAGCUUACACAAUAUACUGUCAAAACAGAAUGGACUACGAGAAGAGGGUGAGGGCACAAGCCAAAAAGUUUGCCCCUACAUAGGGCUGUGUGACCUCUGACCUUUGAGUUCAAACUACAGUACUGGAAAAGCCCUUGACAGACAAGGAGACAAGUGCAACUGAAGACUGAAAGACGAAGGAACAUUGUGGAAGGGGGACAGCACAGGGCACAUGUACAUGUGUAUAUAUAUAUAUAAAUAUGGAGAGUUAUAGACAUUUUAUUUUAUUGUUUUAGCAAUUUAAUGUGUCUUCAUAAUUAUAAAAUUGUGUGAAUUCUAAAAUUAAAGACUAUUAAAAAAUA
Molecule: messenger RNA, 982 nt
Organism: Anguilla rostrata (American eel)
Lineage: Eukaryota; Metazoa; Chordata; Actinopteri; Anguilliformes; Anguillidae
Product: SUMO-conjugating enzyme UBC9-like
Exons: 7
Coding region: 248-724 (158 amino acids)
Biological process (GO): protein sumoylation
Cellular component (GO): nucleus
Molecular function (GO): SUMO conjugating enzyme activity
Source: RefSeq, a predicted model, not a curated record